Messenger RNA from Ceutorhynchus assimilis (cabbage seed weevil), 774 nucleotides. The record is from the annotation of a GenBank genome assembly. Lineage: Eukaryota; Metazoa; Arthropoda; Insecta; Coleoptera; Curculionidae.
AUGGAACAUAUUCAUUUCGUGAUCGAUAACAGCGACAUUCGAACAUGUAUCAAAGUGUUACUAUUGUUUUCUGCCUUCGGUUUGUCAGUUACUGCUUUCGCUUUGAUUAGUCAUGGAGUUAGGUGCCUAAUAGAUCUUCCUUACGAUGACGUGAAUCUCUACCGGAGAAUAAAAAUCGCGGCUAUCGUAAAUAUAAUAAUUGGAAUCGUAACGUCUAUAGUUAGUUUGGUAAACUAUGGUAUUGUGGGAAAUUACAUAACUAGACUGUAUCAUAUUAAAGGCAUCUAUAAAAUUUUUGCUGCUCUCGUGAUGGUAAAUGGCGUGCUAAUGAUGGGCUUUGGAAUUUACCUUGUAGUUACAUCGGCCAAAAAUUAUGACCAAAAUAUGAGAAUGGAUCUAGAGAAAAUGCUAAUAGUGAAAUUUGAAGGAUAUUUCCACAACGGUGAAAAUGAGAAGUAUGUUGACAAUUUUCAGAAGUAUUAUAAAUGUUGUGGUCUGUAUAAACCAGAUUAUUGGCAGGAAGAACCUCCACGUAGUUGUUAUACCUCCAGGCAGCGUCAUGAAAAAGGAUGUAUCGAAGCUUCUAGUACUUCUGGCAUGUGGACCCGGGGUAUUAUAAUGAUAGUUGUCGCAAUAUUUCAUAUUCCUCUAGCAAUACUGGCUGUCUACUUAGCCAAAGUUAUUCGACCAGAUGCGCCAGUAGUAUCUUCACUUCAACAACCCAGUACAAGUAGUAGUACAACCAACAGAUAUUAUUUAUCCGAGGGGGUAUAG